Paramecium octaurelia is the source of this 606-nucleotide messenger RNA. Lineage: Eukaryota; Ciliophora; Oligohymenophorea; Peniculida; Parameciidae. The record is from the annotation of a GenBank genome assembly.
AUGAUGAACAAUUCUCAAAAUUUAUUGGAGUUGGAGUAAACUGCCUAGUUUUUCAAUCCAGGCAGAAAAAUACUAAAAUAGCGAACAAUUAAAAAAUUGCAACCAAUUGUGGAUGAAUAAAUGGUGAAUGAAUUUUCCAUACCUACAUUCAGUAGGAAGCUAAGUUAAUAAGAAAUAUUCGACUUCGAUUAAAUAGUUUAGCAACAACUUCUCAAAUAUAAUAGUCAACCAAAUAUUCUGUAGAUAAACCAAAAUUUUAACAAUCUCCAUCUCUUAAAGUCUUCACAUAAAUCAAGUAAAAUUCAAACACCCUUAAAAUCCCUUCUCGGAGUUCAAUAAAGACUAUUAUUUCCAAAAAAUCAAUCUACCUAACUUCUAUUUAACGAAUAAAGUAAAUAAUCAACUCCUGAAAAAUGUAGAAGAAACAUAAAAGUACUGCUUAAUCCUUUUAAUUUUGAAAGAAAAUCGUCGGAAAUAUAAUAGAAUAAAAGCUCAUCUCAAAGUUUAAGACCCUCACUAUCAUAAGGAAGAACCUUCCUAUAAAGAAAAGCAUAAAUUGGAGUCUUAAAUAGAAUAUUCUCUUCUAGGUCAUAGGAUAAUAUUUGA